Messenger RNA from Scleropages formosus (Asian bonytongue), 4472 nucleotides. RefSeq names its product alpha glucosidase 2 (gene gaa2). Bases 293 to 3181 code for a protein of 962 amino acids. The record is from RefSeq and is a predicted model, not a curated record. Gene Ontology annotation, biological process: carbohydrate metabolic process. The transcript is spliced from 20 exons. Lineage: Eukaryota; Metazoa; Chordata; Actinopteri; Osteoglossiformes; Osteoglossidae. Gene Ontology annotation, molecular function: alpha-1,4-glucosidase activity; carbohydrate binding.
UUUUCGACUUCGCGUUUGAAAACGAAAAACUCGGUUUGUCCUUUCGACGACCCGUACUGACCUCAAGGAUUAUGUCGACGGUCACGUUUUCGCUUUGUUGAUAUUUAACAGAACUUGAAACGCGGGUCCGCUUCGCUCGCUCUACAUUACACUACUAUAUAUAACAGUACCAUACAAACGGCACCAAAUAUAAUGCGAGGCGUCAAGUGACAACUGGCACCUUUUUCUCAGUUCACGUCGCAGCGGUUUUUUGCAGCUCUGCCUAUGAUGUCCAUUUAGCAGAGUAGGAAGGAUGGUGUCCUACAAACUGCUGACCCCGGAGGACGUGUACUUCUCCGGGGGCUCCGGCUCCGUUGAGGAACCGCUGGAGGAGCCCGUGGAGGAGAAGCCCGCGAACAGUCCCCUGCUGGAGAAGAAGACCGUAUGUUCCGCCUCCACCAGCUUCAUCGCCCUGGGCGCUUUCCUGCUGGUGGUGUGUGUCGUCUGGGUGAUCGGCACCGUUUUUUGGCUGCGCAGUCCAAGCGGCCAGUUUCCGCAUAGACCUCCAUCCCCUGCGUCGGGGUCCGCCUCUGCCUCGACCGUGGUCUCGGCCCCGUCCCGCGAAGGGCUCGCCUGCAGCGGAGUCCCCGAGAACUGGCGCUUCGACUGCUACCCGGAGAAGGUGGUGGUGACGCGGGAGCUCUGUGAGGCCAGGAACUGCUGUUUCAUCCAGGUGUCUUCAGGCAAGAAGCCGAUCAAGGAUGGGGUGCCUUGGUGCUUCUACCCCCCUAACUUCCCUACGUACUGGCUAGACGCGCUGAACGACACUGACCUUGGAUUCACGGCACAGCUGAAGAAGUCAGAGAAAACAUACUAUCCCAAGGACGUUGAAACGAUCCAGCUGGAUGUUUUGUAUGAAACCGACUCAAGGCUGCGUGUAAAAAUUACAGACCCUUCCUACCCGAGGUUCGAAGUCCCCAUCUCUGUACCCAACGCCACGCAGAAAGCAUCCAGUCCUCUUUACACUGUGGAGUUCUCCAAGAAGCCUUUUGGCUUGAUAGUGAAAAGAACAUCUACUGGAACGGUCAUAAUUAAUACCACAGUGGCUCCGGUGUUCUACGCAGACCAGUUCCUCCAGUUGUCCACUUCCCUCCCCACGCGGUAUGUGUAUGGGUUGGGGGAACAUCGCUCAACCUUCCUUCAUGACAUCGAGUGGAACACCCUUACCAUGUGGGCCCGAGAUGUAGCGCCUAUGGAAAAAACUAAUCUGUAUGGUGUUCACCCGUUCUACUUGGGAAUGGAACAAGGUGGUUCAGCUCAUGGGGUUUUUCUUUUGAACAGCAACGCCAUGGAUGUUGUCCUUCAACCAGCCCCAGCGAUUACUUGGCGUACCAUUGGUGGAAUAUUGGACAUUUACAUUUUCCUGGGACCUGAUCCCAGCUCAGUUAUACAGCAGUACCUGCAGGUUGUUGGUUCUCCUGCCAUGCCACCGUAUUGGGCUUUAGGAUAUCACCUGUGUCGCUGGGGAUAUAAUUCAAGUGAUAAUACCUGGGAAAUGGUGAGGACCAUGAGAAAAUAUGGCAUACCCCAGGAUGUACAAUGGAACGAUAUUGACUACAUGGACCGGUCCAUGGAUUUCACCAUGGACCCCCAGAACUUUGCUACACUUCCAGAAAUGGUGAAGGAUCUACAUAGUCAUGGACAGAAAUACGUCAUGAUUCUGGACCCUGGGAUCAGUAGUACUCAGCAGCCAGGCACUUACUGGCCUUAUGAUGAUGGCUUGAAGAGGGGCAUCUUUAUUAAUGAUUCCAGCGGGCAAACGUUGAUUGGAAAGGUUUGGCCAGGUUUGACAGCCUUCCCUGACUUCUCCAGCCAGGAAACACACAGAUGGUGGUAUGAUAACCUGCAGAGGUUCCAUGACAAAGUCCAGUUUGAUGGAUUGUGGAUUGAUAUGAACGAACCUUCAAACUUCUUGGAUGGAUCGUUGAAGGGCUGUCCGUCCAAUGACCUAGAAAAUCCCCCAUAUACACCUGGGGUUCUUGGUGGCUCACUGAGAGCCAAGACACUGUGUGCUUCUGCCCUCCAGAAAACAUCUGUUCACUAUAACAUGCACAGCUUGUAUGGCCUCCUGGAGGCCAAAGCCUCCUCCUCCGCCUUGAAGAUGAUUUUGGGAAAGCGCCCAUUUGUCAUAUCACGCUCAACUUUCCCCAGUCAAGGACUUUACUCUGGGCACUGGCUCGGGGACAACCGGAGUCAGUGGACGGAUUUGUACACCUCUAUAAGUGGCAUGCUGACCUUCAACAUCUUGGGCAUUCCGCUCAUUGGAGCUGACAUCUGCGGCUUUGGCGGCACUACCACAGAGGAGAUGUGUGUGCGGUGGACCCAGCUAGGGGCCUUCUACCCCUUCACUCGCAACCACAACUCCAUCAAUGAGAAGGCCCAGGACCCGAGCGCUUUCAGCCCCUCAGCCCGCACGGCCAUGCAGGAGGCGCUGCUGCUGCGCUACUCGCUUUUCCCCCUCCUCUACACACUCUUCCAUCAUGCCCACCUGGAGGGGCACACUGUGGCCCGGCCCCUGCUAUUUGAGUUUCCAAAUGAUGAGAAAACAUACUCCAUAGAUCGGCAGUUUCUCUGGGGGCGGAGCUUACUGGUGACCCCUGUGUUAGAUCCAGGUGUCAGCUAUGUCGUUGGAUACUUCCCCAAAGCCCUGUGGUAUGACUUUUUUACGGGGAACUCUUUGAGGAGCCAGGGAGAGACAGUGAAGCUCCAGGCACCACUGGACAAGAUUAAUGUCCAUCUCCGUGAGGGAGCAGUUAUCCCCACACAGAGGCCCAAUACUACCUUGUGGGUGAGCAGUGGGCAACCGCUGCACCUCAUCUGCAGCCUGACGGAUGAGGGCACAGCAGCAGGAGACCUCUUUUGGGACGAUGGGGAGACCAUUGACACCUAUGAAACAGACCAAUAUGCCUACAUUGUGUUCCAUGUGGCAAAGAAUGUGAUGACCUCACAAGUCCUUCACGACAACGUAGAGGCCACGUUCAUCACCGUGGAGACUGUGUCCUUUUAUGGAGUGAAAGAAGAACCAUCAAAUGUGACUGUGAACUCCCAAGACGUUCCUUUUACAUACAAAGGCAAUCAGGUUUUAACUGUGACAGAUCUUGGUCUGAACCUCAGUCAGAACUUUACUAUCAGCUGGGCAUAGCAGGACAUGGAAAACGGGUCCUGACUUGCGCUAGAAUUCUUCUGCUGCUGCUUUUGUUGUGAUUCCCAAUUUGUGAAUGAGCUGGCAAUCUGGAAAAUUUUAUGGAAUUAUUUUUUUAUCCCUCUGAUGAUUAUGCUGACAAGCUUUUUGCACUACUAAAGACCACAAAAAUGUGUACUGUAUCAUUGCAAGAUGAAUGACAGAAAGGAAAAAAGUUGUACAUAUCAGGGUGUGCUUUUGUUUUGCUUGUUGGAAGCCUUUGGCUUUUGUUAUUAAAUUUAAUAAAAACUUAAUGUGGGGGGUAAACAGGAGACGAUGGUGAGAGAAUGGUGUCUUACAUCCAAGAUUUCUCUUCUUAGACCGUGCCUUUUAACCCCUUUAGCUGUGAUCCUGCUUCAGACUGGCUUUAUUGUAAGUGUGGCCUUUCAGUUUUGCUUCUGUAGCAAAGUGCAUCUCUUCUUUAAGUGUGAUUUAAAAUAAAUAAAAACACACAGAUGGCUGUUAUCCCCCAUGUAAACAGUUACUCCAGUAAACCACAUGAACCUCAUGCACAUUGUGACAUGUUAUUGCACAGCGGUGGGAUGUUAGAUCUGUACUUUGCCUUGUCUGAAGGGCGCUGUAUAAAAAGCUUUAAUACCUCAAUUUAAAUAUUUUUGUUUUAAAUUGGUUGUUUCACUUUUCUGUCAGCAUGUCCUUGAUAAGAAAAACAAAUGAAUAUUUUCAUGCCUGAUGAACUUUUAUAAUACAUACAUGAAUGUGUGUGUUUUUUUUUUUUUGAGAACUCUAAUGAACUUCAGGUUUUAGGAGGAAUUUAAUGGAUGUUACUUGCACCUGAAUUCCCAUUUUCCUCCUUUGAUUGGUGAGAAAAUAAUAUGGGUGUACCUUUUAUUGUAAAGUGUAUACCUCUGAACAGGUAUGUGCCACUUGAUGGAAUCAUAGUUACACAAGGGAAGAAAAUUGGUUUGAAUCAUCAAUCACCGUCUUGUUUUAAUAUCUUUUCAUUUUUUAUUUUUUCUGCAUGAGAAUUGAAAUGUGCAGAUGUGUUUUUUUUUUUUUUUUUUUUUUAAAUUUUCCAAGCAAAAGGGAUGUUUCAUGCUUCAGUGAACCUGAAUCUAACUGAUCUAAGUUGCUUUGAAUUAGACUCUUUUCAACUGUGUGCAGCCCUGCAAUAAAGGAACAUUUUAAGCUGGUCUGUUUCAUUUUACGCUGUUGCAAUAUUUGUUGUGUGAACAUGACACUUUUAUCCUCGGAUGUGUCAAAGAAAGGCCUUUAUCUCUAAUAUGUAUGCUCU